CGCACGCCAUGGCUCGCUGGUUCCCGACCAAAAGACAGAAAUACGGAGUCGCAAUCUACAAUUACAAUGCAUCCCAAGACGUGGAGCUGUCUUUGCAGAUUGGAGACACAGUCCACAUUCUGGAGAUGUAUGAAGGUUGGUUCAGAGGAUACACGCUGAGGAAUAAGGCUAAAAAGGGGAUUUUCCCUGAAACAUACAUCCAUUUGAAGGAGGCGACCGUGGAGGAUCGAGGGCAACAUGAGACCGUGAUUCCCAGUGAGGCGCCCUUGGUGCAGGAACUCACAUCUACCCUUCGAGAAUGGGCAGUCAUCUGGCACAAACUCUACGUGAACAACAAGGUUACCCUCUUCCGCCAGCUGCAGCAAAUGACCUACAGCCUGAUUGAGUGGAGGUCUCAGAUCCUGUCAGGGACCCUCCCCAAGGAUGAGCUGGCUGAGCUCAAGAAGAAGGUCACAGCCAAGAUCGAUCACGGCAACAGGAUGCUUGGACUUGACCUCGUGGUACGAGAUGACAAUGGAAACAUUUUGGAUCCCGAUGAGACCAGCACGAUUGCCCUGUUCAGGGCCCAUGAAGUAGCCUCCCAGAGGAUUGAAGAAAGGAUCCAAGAAGAGAAGUCCAUCCUACAGAAUCUGGACUUGCGGGGCCAGUCAAUCUUCAACACGAUGCACACCUACUGUCUCUAUGUCAACUUCAAGAACUUUGUCUGCAAUAUUGGGGAGGACGCUGAGCUGCUCAUGGCCCUCUACGACCCUGAUCAGUCCAGAUUUAUCAGUGAGAACUACCUGAUCCGCUGGGGCAGCAAUGGGAUGCCGAAGGAGAUUGAGAAGCUCAAUAAUCUCCAGGCUGUCUUCACUGAUCUCAGCAGCACUGACCUCAUCCGGCCCAAGAUCAGCCUCGUGUGCCAGAUUGUGCGCGUGGGCCACAUGGAGCUCAAGGAGGGAAAGAAGCACACCUGUGGCCUCCGCAGGCCUUUUGGGGUGGCAGUGAUGGAUAUUACCGAUAUCAUACACGGGAAGGUUGACGAUGAAGAAAAGCAGCAUUUCAUUCCCUUUCAACAGAUUGCUAUGGAAACCUAUAUCCGACAGAGGCAACUUAUCAUGUCACCCCUGAUAACCUCCCAUGUGAUCGGGGAGAAUGAGCCCCUCACGUCGGUCCUAAAUAAAGUGAUUGCAGCCAAGGAAGUGAAUCAUAAAGGACAAGGUCUUUGGGUUUCCCUGAAGCUACUCCCUGGUGACCUCACACAAGUGCAGAAAGAUUUCUCACACUUAGUUGACAGGACCACGGCUAUAGCCCGAAAAAUGGGUUUCCCUGAAAUCAUUCUUCCAGGUGAUGUUAGGAAUGACAUCUAUGUCACCCUGAUCCAUGGCGAGUUUGACAAAGGGAAAAAGAAGACACCAAAGAAUGUCGAGGUGACCAUGUGUGUGUAUGAUGAGGAUGGCACAUUGCUUGAGAAAGCUAUCCAUCCAGGUGCUGGCUAUGAAGGUAUUUCAGAAUACAAGUCUGUUGUCUAUUAUCAAGUCAAACAGCCCUGCUGGUAUGAAACAGUCAAGGUAUCCAUCGCAAUUGAAGAGGUCACCCGUUGUCAUCUAAGAUUUACUUUCCGGCACAGGUCAUCGCAGGAAUCCAGAGAUAAAUCUGAAAGAGCUUUUGGGGUGGCCUUUGUAAAGCUGAUGAACCCAGACGGAACUACAUUGCAGGAUGGGAGGCAUAACCUGGUAGUGUAUAAGGGGGAUAAUAAGAAAAUGGAAGAUGCUAAAUUCUACCUGACCCUGCCCAGCACAAAGAUAGAGAUGGAAGACAAGGAUUUCUCCCCAGGCAAAAACACACACUUGGCCAACUUCACCCCAACCAAGGAUAGCACCAAGGACAGCUUCCAAAUCGCCACCCUCAUUUGCUCCACAAAACUGACCCAGAAUGUUGACCUGUUGGGGUUGUUAAAUUGGCGUUCCAAUUCCCAGAACAUAAAACACAACUUAAAGAAGCUAAUGGAGGUGGAUGGGGGAGAAAUUGUAAAGUUCCUACAAGAUACUCUUGAUGCACUUUUUAACAUAAUGAUGGAGAUGUCCGACAACGAAGCCUAUGAUUUCCUUGUAUUUGAUGCACUGGUAUUUAUUAUCUCGCUGAUAGGAGACAUAAAGUUCCAGCAUUUUAAUCCGGUACUUGAAACCUACAUUUACAAACACUUCAGUGCCACCUUGGCAUAUGUGAAACUCACCAAAGUACUGAACCAUUAUGUGGGGAACGCUGAGGACUCCAGCAAGACAGAUUUGCUUUUUGCUGCCUUAAAAGCCUUGAAGUACCUCUUCAGAUUUAUUGUCCAGUCCCGUGUCCUGUACCUGAGAUUUUAUGGUCAAAGUGAAGAUGGGGAUGAAUUUAACAAUGCAAUUCGCAAGCUAUUUCUCUCCUUUAAUAACCUAAUGGACAGACCCUUGGAGGAGGCUGUUAAGAUCAAGGGCGCAGCUCUGAAGUACCUUCCCAAUAUAAUUAAUGAUGUCAAGAUGGUGUUUGAUCCUGUUGAACUCAGCAUCCUCUUCAGCAAAUUUAUUCAAAGCAUUCCUGAUAACCAACUGGUCCGCCAGAAGCUGAACUGCAUGACCAAGAUAGUGGAAAGUAACCUUUUCCACCAGACGGAGUGCAGAGAUGCUCUGCUGCCCCUGCUCAUUGACCAGCUCAGCGGCCAGCUCGAUGACAAGUCCAACAAGCCCGACCAUGAGGCAAGCUCACAGCUCCUCAGCAACAUCCUGGAAGUGCUGGACAGGAAGGAUGUGGGCCCCACCUCGACGCACAUCCAGCUGAUCAUGGAGCGUCUCUUAAGGAGAAUCAACCGGACCGUGAUUGGGAUGAGCCGGCAGUCUCCCCACAUUGGCAGCUUUGUCGCUUGCAUGACCGCCAUCCUCCGGCAGAUGGACGAUUUCCACUAUAACCACUAUAUCAGCACUUUCAAGACCAGGCAGGAUAUCAUUGACUUCCUGAUGGAAACCUUCAUCAUGUUCAAGGAUCUCAUUGGGAAGAACGUGUAUCCCCCGGACUGGAUGGUUAUGAAUAUGAUGCAGAACAGGGUUUUUCUCCGGUCUAUAAACCUAUUUGCUGAAGUUCUCACGAAGUUCUUCAUGGACCAGGCAAGCUUUGAACUCCAGCUUUGGAAUAAUUAUUUCCACUUGGCCGUUGCAUUCCUCACCCACGAAUCCCUUCAGCUGGAAACCUUCUCUCAAGCCAAGCGCACCAAAAUGGUCAAGAAAUACGGGGAUAUGAGAAAGGAAAUCGGCUUUAGAAUCCGAGACAUGUGGUACAACUUGGGGCCCCACAAGAUCAAGUUCAUCCCCUCCAUGGUGGGUCCCAUCUUGGAGGUGACCUUGACCCCGGAGGCAGAGCUCCGGAAGGCCACAAUCCCCAUCUUCUUUGACAUGAUGCAGUGUGAGUUCAAUUUCAGUGGAAAUCACAACUUCCAGAUGUUUGAGAACGAGCUGAUCACAAAGUUAGACCAGGAGGUGGAAGGUGGCCGAGGUGACGAACAGUACAAAGUCCUGCUGGAGAAGCUACUCCUAGAACACUGCCGCAAACACAAAUACCUGGCCAGCUCUGGAGAAGUCUUUGCCCUCCUGGUCAGCAGCCUCUUGGAAAACCUGCUGGAUUACAGGACCAUCAUGCAUGAUGAAAGCAGAGAGAAUCGCAUGAGCUGUACUGUCAAUGUUUUGAAUUUCUAUAAGGAAAAGAAGAGAGAGGACAUUUACAUAAGGUACUUGUACAAGCUUCGGGACCUGCAUCGGGAUUGUGAGAACUACACGGAGGCCGCCAACACCCUCCUGCUGCACGCGGAGCUCCUCCAGUGGUCAGACAAGCCCUGUGUGCCCCACUUGCUCCAGAGGGACAGCUACCAUGUGUAUUCCCAACUGGAGCUCAAAGAGAAGUUGUACCAAGAAAUCAUCUCGUACUUCGACAAGGGCAAAAUGUGGGAGAAAGCCAUCAAACUCAGCAAGGAGUUGGCCGAGACCUACGAGAGCAAAGUGUUUGACUACGAGGGGCUUGGCAACCUCCUGAAAAAACGGGCCUCGUUUUAUGAGAACAUCAUUAAAGCAAUGAGGCCCCAGCCAGAGUACUUUGCUGUCGGUUACUACGGACAAGGCUUCCCGUCGUUUCUUCGGAACAAAAUCUUCAUCUAUCGAGGAAAGGAGUAUGAGCGGAGGGAAGACUUCAACCUGAAGCUGCUGACUCAGUUUCCCAAUGCAGAGAAGAUGACCAGUACAACUCCUCCAGGAGAGGAAAUCAAAUCAUCUCCCAAACAGUAUAUGCAGUGCUUCACAGUGAAGCCGGUGAUGAACCUGCCUCCAAAUUACAAGGACAAGCCCGUGCCAGAGCAGAUCUUGAACUACUACAGGGCCAAUGAGGUUCAGCAGUUCCAACAUUCCCGGCCCUUUCGGAAAGGAGAAAAGGAUCCGGACAAUGAGUUCGCGACCAUGUGGAUCGAGAGGACCACCUAUACCACCGCCUACACCUUUCCUGGGAUUCUCAAGUGGUUUGAAGUCAAGCAGGUUACCACGGAAGAAAUCAGCCCCUUGGAGAAUGCCAUUGAGACCAUGGAGCUCACCAAUGAGAAAAUAAGCAAUAGCGUCCAACAGCACGCCUGGGACCGCUCCCUCUCCCUACACCCACUGUCCAUGCUACUCAACGGCAUCGUAGACCCUGCUGUCAUGGGCGGAUAUUCCAACUAUGAAAAGGCUUUUUUCACGGAGAAGUACCAGCAGGAGCACCCAGAGGACCAGGAGAAGAUUGAGCUCCUCAAACGCCUGAUUGCCUUACAGAUGCCCCUACUUGGAGAAGGCAUCCGAAUUCAUGGGGAGAAGCUGACAGAGCAGCUGAGGCCCCUGCAUGAUCGGCUGACCACCUGUUUCCGGGAGCUCAGGGAGAAGGUGGAGAAACUCUACGGAGUCAUAACCCUGCCUCCCACCUUGACCGAGAGGAAACAGAGCAGGACGGGGUCGGUGGUGCUGCCCUACAUCAUGUCUUCCACCCUACGGCGACUGUCCGUCACAUCGGUGGCGUCCUCGGUGGUCUCCACGUCUUCCACCUCCUCAGAUAGCACCCCCUCCAGGCCAGGAUCCGAUGGAUCCAUUCUGGAGCCCCUGUUAGAGCGGCGGGCUUCAUCGGGGGCCAAAGUGGAAGACGUGUCCCUCAGAGAAGACAGUGAUAAUCGGAUCAACAAGUUCAAGCGGAAAGACUGGAGCAUUAGCAAAUCUCAGGUCAUCGCAGAGAGAGAGCCGGAAGCUGACCUGCUGAGCCCUGCUAGCAAAGUACAAAGACCCAAGAGUCUCCAGUUAGUGGACAGUCGGCUGACCUUGUUCCAAGGCUCCCCCCUGCCUUCCUCUAUGCCCCUGAACCCGCCUCCGCUGACCCCAAAAACACCCAGGACCCAAAGCUCUCCAACCUUGCAGGUAGAUGGGCUGAUGUCUUCUGGUACAAAGACAGUACCACCCCCACCCCCUCCCAAGAGCAAGCCCUAUGAGACCAGCAGCCAGAGGAACUCAGCGGAGGUUGCACCCCCGCUUCCCGUCCGUCGAGAAGCCAAGGGCCCACCACCGCCACCUCCCAAGGCCCGCAAGUCCGGAGUCCUCUCAUCGGAGCCAGGAUCACAAUAAAGGCCCUGCUCUUCCUCAGUACCUGUCUAGUAUUUCGGGAGCUGCCCACGUGGACAGUCCGUCUCAAGACCCGUCCCCAAAAGGCAAUGGCACCACUGUCCUUGUUUUCCAUCCCCUCUCAUCUGGGAUGACCUUGAACCUGGAUUGAUUCUUUCGAAAGCUUCCCCUAAAGCCGUGUUCCAAGGCCAUCUCACACCUUCUUCACUCACUUGCAGAAUUGCAAAAUUGAUUACAGCCAGUACGUGAUCGUUAAGCACCUACCUUCAGCCCACAGCCAUUUGGGCCUCCAAAGAGUUUCCUGCCAACUAGUUAUCCAGAGUGACCCUUGACUCCUUUCCCUGGCCAUGAGAGGCAUUUCUUGCUUCGCUUCUGAAAAGCAGCACUGGAGUCUGGGUUCCCUUCCUCAUGGACAUACCCCCUCCCAUGUACCUAAACAAUGAGAUAUCCACACAUCAGGGCCAUUUUCUGUAACCAAAGUAACAAUAAUUCAUUAAUAUGUAUGAUGUGCCCUUUGAGAAAAGGGAAUGAGUCCAAGGUAAGGGUGGGUGUACCACCUUUUGGCAAUGAUGUAAAAGGGGGAUACCUGUUCAGGGAGGAUUUGGCUAGAGGGCUGCUGAGAUAUCUCUAAAAUCCCCUAAUUCCGUGAGUUUGUGGGCAGCUUACAAGGAGCCACGUUGAUCAUGGCUGUGAAUUGGAAUGAAAAGAUGGGUGGGGUUUCCCCACUCCAAUAGCCAGAAGAACUCAAAGACUUUUAAAUAGUUGAGAUAAUAUUAAAUUCUGAUUAUACCAAAAGCUAAAAGCAAAGAACUUCUACAUGGAAAACCUUCCAGAUGAUCUGGUUACAUCAAGGAUCUUAUCUGCUCUCCUGGGAGUCUGCAUCCCUUACCUGACUGGUGGCCUUCAGUUCUGGGGAUUCCGUCAAGUUAACAAACAUCUAUUAAACACUUUCUGUGUGCCAGGCAUGGUGCCAAGUACUGGGAAUACAAACACAAUUAGAAAGACUGUCGCCGCCUUCCAGGAGCUUACGUUCUCAUGGGGGAAGACAGCACUUCAAGUAUAGAUGCAGAGGAGAGAGAGCUUGGCCAGAAUGGAGCCUGGAGAGGCAAGUUCCCUCCCUAGGUUCUUUAUUCUAUUGUAACUGCCUCUACUUUCUCACUUGUCACACGACCAGUCACACACAGUCCCAUUGCAUUACCUCCUCUGAGCUGGUGUGAAGUAGACUGUAGAGCCUAGGUGUGGAUGUCACUGCCCCAGUGAGGCCGACUUCAGUCUCCUCCAUCUCACUUUCCAUGGAGUCUGAAUGUCAGUCUCCUCCGUCCCCUUUCUAUGACUCAGUGGCCCAAUCAUGCUUCUAUAUUCGGCAGGACUUUCCUUUUCCACACAUUUGAUUUUGCCUUAUAAGAUCUAUAACAAUUCCCCAAAGUGAGCCCCUUAACUCCUCCAUGGAAUUGAGAAAUUUAUAAGAAACUCCAGAGCCUACCCUAAAAAUGUGUCUAUUUUGGUCUGAGCCUGUGAAGUGGGGAUCUCCUGUCCACACAGAUCCACAACUGCCCUUCAGGAUCAUAGUCGUAGAGGUGCCUGGGGGUACUGAGGGUUAAGUGAUUUGGCCCUGCUCGGUAUGGGUCAGAAGCAGGGCUUGAACCCAUCUUCCUGGCUUUGAGGCCAGGUCUCCAUCCAGUCAGCUGCAUUUCCUCUCUCCCUACAUGUAGCAGGUGGCUCAUAAAUAUUUGGAGGCUCUGACACUUUCUUAGCUGUGUGACCCUGGGCAAGUCACUUUGCACCAAGAACCAUCAUCCAACAAGACCGUUUCCAAUAGGGCUGAGAAGGGGCAUCAGAAGAGGCUCCAUGAAGGGAGUGUACUUAAGUUGGACUUUUUAAGUUGAUGAAGACUAAGUGUGCGUAGAGUGUUUAGAUGGGGAGGUGUCCCGCCCAUUCCGGGUUUUAGCAGAAAAAAUGGAAUGACUUUGAGCCCCCUGGAAUUAUCCCACGUACAUGGGACUCCACCUGAAGUCAUUGCCUUCCCGUGUAAUUGGGUCUUUCUUAGACACAAGAGUUUUUAACCAGAAGUCCAUGCACUUAGAUGGGGGAAAAAAUGAUAAUCAUCAUUUUCACUAAGCUCUAAAAUUUAGCAUUUCCUUCAGUUAUGAAGAUGGGUGACCAAUAUUAUCCUGAGAAGGUGCCCCUAGGCUUCACCACACCGAGAAAGGGGUCCAGGAGAUCAGAAAGGGUAAGAAGCCCUCCUUUAAAAGCAGAAAGAGUCAAGAAAGGGCCUCGGGCACAGAGAUAGUGGAAAAAAUUGGUGAUUUGGUUUUUCCCCCUGCCUUCUUUUAGUAUCAUCAUCCUUCAUUCCCUCUCCCCUACCCCUGAAAGGAAAUGAGCCUGGAUGAGAAAACCAGAAAAGCAAGAAACUGACCCAGUCUCAAGCCCCCACCCCAGGAGACUGGUAUUCGGGGGUGAUAGACAUCAUGAAAAGACCCCUGCACUCGGAGGCCUCUCUUUGCCAUUGUCUUUGUGACCUACCAGAGUCACUGCCCUUCCCAAACCUCAGCUUCCUCACCUGUAAAACAAGGGGGUUGGAUGAGACGCAGACUUUCAGGAGGGCAGAUGGACAAUGCACGGUUGGCAGGAGGGGGUCUGGAGCUCUUGGUAUUCCUUCCAGCCCCCAAAGUCCCCACACUUCAGUCUCUUACUUAAAGGUAGAGAACUGGUCCGUGCAGGAGGCCAAAGAGAAACUUGGACCACAGCCUUGUGAAACAUUGAGGGUGCCCCCAGCUGUCUGGUGGGCUGACUGUGGUGCUCAGAGGACUGAUGGAUCUGUGGCCUUUCUGCCUGCAUUUUAUCUGGAAAUCAAGUGUUUUCCAUAUUAAUGGAAACUAUGUUCUCUAACCCCCCCGCCCCUCUACCACACAUGCUCGCACCACAACCCAUUAAAUGCAUAGAAUUCAGUGAAGAUUGUGGAAAGCAGAAGAGGAUUGUAAAGGAAGAGAGUUAGCUAUGGGACCAUAUAUUCUAAUCAUUAGCAUGGAAUGGAAUUUCUGACAUUAGGUGUCUAUGACAUUGGCAAAAAAAAAAGGGCAGCCCCCAACAAUCACCCCGCUUCACAAGCUGCCAACAUGGUCUGCCAUGUCUAGAACAAUCCAAACACGUCAAUAACCAGGCCCUCCCACACUUUCGUCUGAGAGCUUACAAGGCUUGCCAGUCCAUUCGUCGACUGUCUGGUCAUGCUGUGCUAAUCAGCAUUGGCCGUGCCCGGAUGUAAUUUCCACUCUGUGGUGGAAGCAUGUGUGAGCUCCAGUCAGCAGAAGGGCGAAGAGUGCUUUUCCUUUGCUAUGGUGUGAUGAGCCUGGAGUUCCAAGGCCCACACCGUUCUACCAGGCAACCCUAAUUUUCAAGGUCCUGCCCUGUGAGGGUCGAUUGAAGGAGCUAGGAAAGCUUGGGGAAGAGAAGGUUUGGUGGGGGGAGGGGUGCGAAAGAUGCCUUUCUUCAAGGGUUUACUUGGCUGUUGCAGACAAGAACGAGUAGACUUUUGCUCCUCAGUUCCAGAGGGGAGAACUAGAGCCGUGGAUACAAGUUGUUAAAGGGGUUUUGGGCUCGAUUGAAGGAGAUGUCCUGAAAAUUCAAGCUGUCACCAGUGAAGUGCUCGGGUGGUUGUGGGAUCUCCCUCAUUGGGCAUCAUCAAGCCUUGGUUGGGUGACCAUUUAUCACGUGCACUUGAGUUGUAAUGGGGAGUCCUGUGGGGCAGGGGUUGAAUUAGGGAACUGGGGCCAUCCCCCCAGCUCUGAGAUUCUGUGUGACCACUGGGCGGCUUCCGGAAACCCAUAGCUAGGGAAGAUGCUUUGAGAAGGCUGGAAAUUUUUGCUGAGAUUUGCUGUUAUUUAUUUAUUUUUAAAUUAAACCUGGAAUUGAUUUUCUGAA
Molecule: messenger RNA, 9548 nt
Organism: Vombatus ursinus (common wombat)
Lineage: Eukaryota; Metazoa; Chordata; Mammalia; Diprotodontia; Vombatidae
Gene: DOCK5
Product: dedicator of cytokinesis 5
Exons: 52
Coding region: 9-5633 (1874 amino acids)
Biological process (GO): cell migration; small GTPase-mediated signal transduction
Cellular component (GO): plasma membrane; cytoplasm
Molecular function (GO): GTPase activator activity; guanyl-nucleotide exchange factor activity; small GTPase binding
Source: RefSeq, a predicted model, not a curated record